ACAAGAAAAAUAUUUAUGACAGUUGACAGCUCAAAAAUUAUUAUUUAUAAAUUAUAAAAAUAUUAUGAAAUUAGCUAUGUUUAAAUUGGGAAACACUUGAAUAACUUGGAGAAAUGGUAUAAUAAUUAUUGAAAUAUGUACAGAACAAUAAACCAAUUUGUCUAUAAUAAAAGAAUAUGUCUAGAGAUUCAGCCAUACCUGACCAGGGAUAUGACCACCAAAAUAAAUAGAAAAGUACAGAAAAGCUACCAAGUAUUAGACAUACCACCAAACUCCAGCCAGGACGUAGUGAAGCAGGCAUUUCUAGAAUUAGCCAAAAAAUACCAUCCCGAUUCCAAUUCGCCUGAGGCAGAUAUCGAUAAGUUUGUCGAAGUAGAAAAUGCCUUUCGGACCCUCUCCAAACAUAAUACUGGUACAACACAUUCAGAGGAAGUUGAAAAAAUUGUAUAUGAUAUUCGGCAUACAGCACCACAACACCGUCAGUACUUAAGCUAUGAAGGUGUGGGAUUUGGAACUCCAUCACAAAGACAAAAACAAUGGACCCAAGCCAGGGCACAGAGAGCAGCUAAUAAUGUUAUGGAACACAGAGUGGCCAAGGCUGCAGCAUCAGAUAGAACUCUUAUGAAGAAGGAACCGCUAAAGAAACAUGAUAUUAAAACGAAAUACGGCUUCGACAGGCUCGUAGAGGAUCUCAUACAAGAGUCCAUGUCCAAAGGGGAGUUCGAGAACCUGAGCGGCAAAGGAAAGCCUUUGAAGGAUCAAAAUAACAACCCCUAUGUUGAUUUUACAACCCAUAAGUUGAAUGAGGUGUUGAUAAACAAUGGGUUUACACCGGAGUGGAUCACAAUGAGUAAAGAGAUAGAUGAAGACAUUGAACUGCUGAAGAAGGAGAUAACCAAGGAUAGAAUGUACCUCGGACCCUACCCCCUGACCCGUGAUGAACACACCAAGUGGGGUAGGAUAUGUGAAUGUAACCGACUCCUGUCACAGUCUAUUAAUGUUAAAAUUAAUACAUUCAAUUUAAUUGUACCACUGUUGAAUAAACAGAAAUUUCAUGUAGACUUUGACAAGAUAUCCGAUGACAUACUUAAGAAUGGACCACACUCUAAAGUCAAAGAGCCGGUCAAAGAAAUAGAAACUUCAUCGAAUGCGGUUCAGGACCAUGAAGAUUUUAUAAGCCUGUUGUUUAAAGCUCUGGGCGAAGUGUUCUCCUUCAGAAAACAAUAGAAAAAUGUUAACAAUUGAUUUUUUUUGUUUUAUAUACAUAUAUGUGAUCUGUGAUACUCUAGAGUCUAGUACUAGACAUGUAGACUAAAAUAAAACAUAACAUAAGAA
This is a messenger RNA of Danaus plexippus (monarch butterfly), 1335 nucleotides long. RefSeq names its product dnaJ homolog subfamily C member 28. Lineage: Eukaryota; Metazoa; Arthropoda; Insecta; Lepidoptera; Nymphalidae. The coding region runs from base 136 to 1227 and encodes 363 amino acids. The transcript is spliced from 4 exons. The record is from RefSeq and is a predicted model, not a curated record.